Messenger RNA from Mucor mucedo, 5924 nucleotides. RefSeq names its product Dopey, N-terminal-domain-containing protein. The transcript has 12 exons. The coding region runs from base 112 to 5547 and encodes 1811 amino acids. NCBI's taxonomy places the organism in Eukaryota, Fungi, Mucoromycota, Mucoromycetes, Mucorales, Mucoraceae. Gene Ontology annotation, cellular component: trans-Golgi network; endosome. The record is from RefSeq and is a predicted model, not a curated record. Gene Ontology annotation, biological process: Golgi to endosome transport.
CCCAUUUCCACAAACACAUACAAAAAAGCUAUUAUAGAAAGUAUUCCUAUUAUUUUUUUACAAUCUAAUUAGUGAGACCCAUUUAGACACUGGAAGUAAAAAAAAAAAACAAUGGACUCUCCCGACGUAUCCAGCCCUCAAUUUAAAGAACAAGCCUAUCAACAUGACUCGAGGUUUCGUAAAUAUGUUCAACUUGUAGAAAAAAACCUGCAAUCCUUUGAUGCUGUAAACGAAUGGGCCGAUAUCAUUUCUUUUCUCGGCAGACUAUUAAAAUCCUUUCAAGCAUAUCCGCAAUUUCCUAUUAUACCUCGUAAACAGCUAGUCGCCAAGAGAUUAGCUCAAUGUUUAAAUCCAGGUUUCCCCGCUGGUGUACACCAGAAAACCUUGGAGGUUUAUGCUUUUAUCCUCAAAACCAUUGGUUCGGAUCAACUCGCUGACGAUUUAGCAUUAUGGUCCACCGGUUUAUUUCCAUUCGUGCAAUACGCUGCUACACACGUCAAGCCACAAUUAAUUGCCAUCUUUGAAACAUAUUAUUUCCCGUUGCGGGGUAAACUUAGACCUGCCAUGCGAGGAUUGAUUAUUGCAUUAUUACCAGCAUUAGAGGAAGAAGGAAGCGAGUAUUUUGAUAAAGUUGUGAUAUUACUGGAGAAUUUAUCAGAAACUGUGGAGCUACCAUUUUUCUAUUCAUGCAUGUGGUUAGUGAUGAUCAGCAACCCGAGUCUUCGACCACCAGCUUUAAAUUAUCUCUUACGAAAACUUCCCAAGAUUACAGACCGAGAAGCGGUGGCAGUUGUAUUGGGAGUGAAAGAGAAUGUGAGUUUGAUGGUGAGAGCGUUUGCCAGUACAUUAAGCGAUCAGCAACUAUUAGUGCAACGAGGUAUGCUGGAAUUGCUAGUACAGAACUUUAUGUUGAAGAGCCGAAUGAUAUCGCAUGAGGAUUUGGUGAUUUUGAUGCGAUCUGCUUUGGGCAUUGUGCUUCGAAAGGAUAUGUCGUUAAACCGAAGAUUAUAUGCCUGGUUAUUGGGAAGUGAAGGCAGUUCCCAAGUUCAGUUGACUUAUUUUAUGACCUUUGCAGAAAAGGCAGCAACACAGGCCAUGCGAGGUAUGUUGCAGGAACAGCAUGUAGAGGCGGCAGUACAACAGAAGCCCUACAAGAUUUUGAUCUCGUUGAUGGAUAAAUGGGAAUUGGGACAACCGAUUGUAAAUAAUAUCUUUAUCGAUUCCCUCACCAGCCUCAAAUUAAAAUCCAAUCCCGAAAUCACCCAAACCGCCAACAUGUGGAUGGAUAUGAUGGAACCUUACUUGAUUUGUUUGAAACUAUUUGAAAUGAUUGAUACAUCUUUUCCUGCCACUGCUGCUGGAAAAGGCAAUCACGAAAAGAAUUUGGAGAAUAUGAAACUGAUUGAAUUUACUUUAAAGUCAUUUCAACUCUCGGACGAAGAGAUCAAGCAUGUGCAUUUUCCCUUGAUUUUAGCUACCCUUUCUAAAAAACUAAAGGAUGCAUUAAAGAGCCCAACAUUUAUUGAGAUUUUACCUCAAGUCAACCAAUGUAUUUCCAUUAUCUUGAACCUGUUGGGACAAUUACCAGCAUCUGUCUAUGUGGAUCGACCUGUGACAGAAGAUGAUAAACAGCAUUUCAAACAGGGCACGAAUGUACUAGAUCAUGCACGGGCUUUUUAUGGUUAUCAACAACCAUCGAUUGACCAAGAAGAGGAGGAAGAAAAUCUAGAGAAUGUGGAAGGCGGGGAUCUUUCAUCUUCAACUCAUAUCAAAAAGAAUCAACCCACAGCUUUACCUCAACGUGGACCCGAAUUCGAACCUUUACGUGGACAGAUUCUUGUGAAGGAAGUGGCGGAUAAUCUGGCUGAUUUCCUGAUUGAUUUUUCCAACAGUUAUAUUGUGCUUGCCGAGAAUCCUGUGACAGGUGUGGAUGUGGGAGAAGAGGGGAAACGACUAAAGCAUAUCGAACAUCAUUUAGAGCGUGUCUUAUUAGGCACAUGCACAGCCAUCACAACCCUUGCCAAUCAUGCAGAUAGCUCACUUCAGUUGAAACAGCAAGACCAGUUUACUCACGUCCUAUUGAAAUGCUGUCAACAAGUGCAUGUAUUUGGUGUUGUAGAUGCGGGUCUAUCUACAUUAACCAGCCUUGUCAAAAAGAAACGAUUUGUACAGUCGUCUGUUUUAAAACAUGUCGUACAGGUCAAGAGUGUGACGGAUCGAUUGUGGGCAUUCUUAUCGCCUUCCAUGCAGUUACUUCAUAUGCGUACGGUUGAGUUAUUAUGGUUACUGAUCGAAGCCUCUUUACCACACCAGAUUGAAACGAUCGUAUCCAACUAUUUAAUCCGUCAAGACGAUGACGCAGAACGAUUAGCGAGUUAUGAGAAAUUUGGCAUUGUUUGGGAACUAUCUGAAAAUAUGCCGGAUGCAAGUAUUGUGUUCUCAAGACCCAUGUUUCUCAUGCUGGAUUUGUUAAGAGAAGGCACAUCACCGUUAGACAGACGAUCUGGUGAGACAUGGAUUCGAUGUCAUCUCAAGAGUUACGUACGUUUAUUGGAGCCUUUCAUGAUGUCCAUGUUGGAUAAGCAGAUUAUGCGACGUUCAGAACACUACAAGGUGGAUUGGAAACAUCAGACAUUUUUAAAAAAGAAGACAGAAGAAAAGGUGACGGAGAUUCCAUAUUUUGUUUAUGUAAGAUCGUUUGAUACGGGUGUGAUUGAUUACAUGUUUACGACCUUGAAUACAUUGAUUACCUUUGGUGGAUUGAAUGUGCUCAAGACAUGCAAGAAUCAUCAGGUGGAUAGUGAAGGUCCGAUUUCAAAGGCAGCUCAAGUAUCUUUAGGACAGGACAUGACAAAAUCAAUGUCAUUUUUGGAUCUUUUGGUCUCUAUAUCAAUCAGAUAUUUAGAAACUGAGCCUACAGAGAAGCUAACGAAAACACUGACGAAGCCCGUACGCAGUAUUCAACUGCAUGCAGCCGACUUGCUGUAUUUGAUCAUUUCUAAAUUGGACUAUGUCAAUAUGAAACUAAUUCAACAUAUUCAGACCAGCGUGAUCAACAAACUCUUGUUUUGUAUUAGCACACGCAAUCUGGAUUUACAGCAAAAGCUUUUACACUUGCUACAUGCGUCGUUGGCCAUCACCUGUGCUAGUACACAACCCGAGGUGGCAGGACAUCAAAAGAAAGGAUCUGUCGAUAGUAUCUCUUCUGCAACAAGCCUGAAUGAAGCGAUUUCAUUGAUUCAGACAUCAACUGAUUUAUUUGUAAAAUGUGUCACGGAUGCACUGACAUUGUCAAGUAACCGACCUAUGCUGCAGCACUGGAUGGAUUUUGUAUUAGCCACUUUACCCUAUGUCAAGAACGGAUUUCGGUUUAUUUUGGUACCCAUUUUAAUGUGUGUAUGCAACCAAAUUAGUUGGCGUUGUGAUACCAUGGAUAUUAUGAUUCAUGAGAAUCCAGCCCAUGCCUCAGCAUCCAAUGCAGACAAAGAAUUACUGGUGCUUUUGAUGGGACUUGAAAAAAUUGUGAUGUUUUGUUUGACGGAAAGGGCCUUAAACGAUGAUUGGUUUACGAAUUUAAAGUCUCCCGAAAUAGCCAUCCCUCGCAUCCCUGAGAAUUCUGCACUCGUGGGCUUGGCACAAGUGGUCCUUCAGGACGAAAACAAGGAUAAGCCAAGGGAUACCAUCAUGUUUCAUUUACCAAUCAUUUUGCACAUCCUGCUCAAUGUCUGGCACGUAUUUAGAAGACCUCAAUGGGACGAAAAGACAAGUCAGGCUAUGGGAGAUGCCAAGGUCGAUGCCGUCUUGCAAAGCUUUUCGUAUGCUGCGGAUCAAACGAAAAGUAGACUAGAAUCGUUUUUCGAAAAACUUUUCAAGUAUUCGAAUGUGGACUUUGUUGAAGGUUUGACAGAAAUCUUUUUCUUGGAAAACCCCACUGCUUUAGAGUUUGAUCAGGAUCAAUAUCAGUACAUUGCCAUGGAUAUCUUGUCCAACACACCAACCAGUACACCGCAACACAUUAUUACUACUCUACUGGAUAGCAUUCGACAACGGACGCCCAAUACUUAUCAAAGUCGACGACGAAAGAUAUUGAGAGUAGGCAAAUUGACGGAUACUUCUAUAUUAAGAUUCGCCGAAAUUUAUUGCGGAUAUAUCAAGAAUCCUGAAUCGAUUGUGUUACUCUGGCCAAUGAUCCAUUCAUUUUCCAAGGACUAUUUAUCGCAGGCGAAUGCGUACAAGAUGUUCCUACCCGGUCUGAUGCGAUUCUUGACGGUUUCAUUAGAAGCGCUGACGAAAUCCAAUGGGUAUGAACAAGACCGCCGUAUUCGCAAGGACGCGCAAGAGUUGUAUCAACGGUGUAUUGAUUAUUGUAUUUUGAUUGCUGGUAAAUCAUUUGAUCAAAGUUUAUGGAUGCGUAGCCGCACCACAUUGUAUGAUGAAAGUAGCCAAGGUGGAGACGACAACUCUUCCAUUCACACGGUGGACUCGUUAAAUAAUGAUUCGAAUACCACGACCACAGGAGGGGGUGAUGCCAUGACGCGUAAUGUUUCCAUCAGUAACGUGUCCGAGAUGGAAAAAAAGGCUAGUUGGAAAUCAAGAGAGGAUAUUAUGAUCAAUCAAGUCAAUCAAUACCUUGCUCAUCAAGUGAUUCCACGACUUCGACAACUGGUGGGCGAUAACGAUAAAAUCAACUCGCUGUUGAACAAUUUAGUCUAUUAUGUGAUUGGUCCCUGUCUCAAGUCUAAAGUAAAAAAUCCCAUUAUUUUAGAUCAACUGUGUGAGAUGGCUCAUAUGCCAUUUACGUACAAGACAUGGAGAAAGGAAAUUUGGGAAGUGUUUAUUGACAACAGGUUCUUUUACAUGAACGCCUCAACGAGUAAGAAAUGGGUGAAAGUGAUUGGGACCGCAUUUUCGAUUGAAAAGGAAAGAAUGACCGAGUUAACGGCACGUAUCAUGACAUCACCUUCCAAUACGUUCUUUUCCAACAAGGAUCAAGAGACAUUAAACCGUAGUUUAAACUUGCGUCGACUUUCGUUUGUGUUAUUUGCAGGCACCUGCGAUCAAUAUGUGCCUCAAUUACCCGUCAUUCAAGAGAAAAUUGUCGAGUUGCUAAAAUUAGAUCAUGGAGAAAUGGUGCAUACGGAGAUUUUUCUUUGUCUUCGUAUCAUCUUAAUGCGCUUCUCUCAAAAGCAUCUCAUGAAUUUCUGGCCUGUCCUCAUUACCGAGCUGAUGCGAUUGUUUAAUUCGUUUGUAUAUAAUGAUUUGCAAGAUAGGCCUGAAGAAGCGCAAAUUGCAUUAGCUGGGUGUAAAUUCUUAGAUCUGUUGUGUACCCUUGAACUUGAUGCGUUCCAGAUAUAUCAAUGGAUCUUUAUCCGAGAUACUGUGGAAACGAUGAUUAAGCCGCAGACGGAAGGACCUGUACCGAUUAUGGAAUUACUAGACAAGAAAUUGAGCACAAGCCCCAUGGUAAGUUACAUUUUUACAAAAAGAGAGAGAGAGAGAGAGUGUGUGUGUGUGUGUGUGUGUGUGAAGAGGUCUGGAUUCUUAUGAUAAUAAAAUUCACUCAUAUUUUAUAAAACCGAAAAAAAAAACAAAAAGGAUAAUGUGUUUGAUUUCUCGUUGACAGACUCGAUGCAACCCUCUUUAGGCUCCUUAAAACGACCGAUGUUGACGAUGCGCACGAUUGCAUCGAUUCGUCAGCUUUCGUUUUUUGUUGAACAUGUUGGAUUAUACGUCUAUCAAUCGUCAUUCACCUUGUCAAAGCCAGAUUUACCGUUUAUAGAAAGCCUGUUACAGAACGACUUGAUCAAAGAGGAUGAUGGUACGACCAUAGUCAAUGAAUAAUACCAUGAUGUCAUGAUGAUAGAUUUUGUUUCAUUUUAUUAUAUAUAUAUUUUUUUUCAUAAAAAGCGCUCUAGUCGGGGACA